Messenger RNA from Rotaria socialis, 372 nucleotides. The record is from the annotation of a GenBank genome assembly. Lineage: Eukaryota; Metazoa; Rotifera; Eurotatoria; Philodinida; Philodinidae.
AUGCUGAUCAUUAUGGUAAAACUAUGCAAGCAUCAUACUACAUUUUCUUUUCCAACAAUAGAUCUUCCUAACAAUCUGCCCAUUGUAUCAUUAACAGGUGAUAUCCGUUCUCAUUCAUCUUGUGGUUCAACUUUUAUAUCAGUAACAAGUUCAAAUUCAAAUACAACAUCAUUGAAAAUAACUCCACGUCCUUUAGAACAUGAGAUAUUGACAAAGAUUGAUCCUCAGUCUUCAUCAUUACAUGAUAGAAGUCUAUAUUAUUUUGAUAUAUGCAAUUGUUUAAUAGAAUGUUGUCAUUCUUCACAUACAUGUGAAAAUGCUUCUGAAGUUGUCUUUGCACAAAAUACUUGCCAAUUAAUUCAACAAGUAUAA